AUGACGGUCUGCACUGUCUGGAGAGUCCUCCGAGGUCCGAAAAAGGACUGGCCAUUGGCAGUAUGCGAUCACAGAACUCUCGCUCUCAAGAAUGGUGUGGAGUCCUGUGAUUUUGUUGGGCGUGAAUAUGUAACAGAAGGGCUUGAGUUCUACCAUCGCCCAAUUCAUGUCUAG
Messenger RNA from Lindgomyces ingoldianus, 174 nucleotides. RefSeq lists its product as uncharacterized. The coding region runs from base 1 to 174 and encodes 57 amino acids. NCBI's taxonomy places the organism in Eukaryota, Fungi, Ascomycota, Dothideomycetes, Pleosporales, Lindgomycetaceae. The transcript has a single exon. The record is from RefSeq and is a predicted model, not a curated record.